Molecule: messenger RNA, 1053 nt
Organism: Mauremys reevesii (Reeves's turtle)
Lineage: Eukaryota; Metazoa; Chordata; Testudines; Geoemydidae
Gene: MIP
Product: major intrinsic protein of lens fiber
Exons: 4
Coding region: 126-929 (267 amino acids)
Biological process (GO): transmembrane transport
Cellular component (GO): apical plasma membrane; plasma membrane
Molecular function (GO): water channel activity
Source: RefSeq, a predicted model, not a curated record
CCACCUCCUGGGCUGGCCCAAGGGCCCCAUAUAAACCCCCCAGCCUGGGCGUCCCCCCGUAGAAAGGAGCCGGAGCCGGUGGGGGCAGUGAGUUUGCAGGCGCCCGGCCCAGCCCGCGCCCCCCCAUGCCCCCCGCCAUGUGGGAGGUGCGCUCCCCCUCCUUCUGGAGGGCCGUCUUCGCCGAGUUCUUCGCCACCAUGAUCUACGUCUUCUUCGGCCUGGGGGCCUCGCUGCGCUGGGGGGUCGGGCCCCUCAACGUGCUGCAGGUGGCCCUGGCCUUCGGCCUGGCCGCAGCCACCCUGGUGCAGGUGCUGGGCCACGUCAGCGGGGCCCACGUCAACCCGGCCGUCACCUUCGCCUUCCUGGUGGGCGCCCAGCUCUCGCUGCUCCGCGCCGCCUUCUACAUGGUGGCCCAGGUGCUGGGCGGGGUGGCCGGGGCGGCCGUGCUCUACGGGCUGACGCCGGCCGCCAUCCGCGGCAACCUGGCACUCAACACGAUCCACCCCGGCGUGACCCUGGCCCAGGCCACCACCGUGGAGAUCUUCCUGACGCUGCAGUUCGUCCUCUGCUUCUUCGCCACGUACGACGAGCGGCACAACGGGCGCGUGGGCUCGGUGGCGUUGGCCAUCGGCUUCUCCCUCGCCCUGGGACACCUCUUCGGGAUGUACUACACGGGAGCCGGCAUGAACCCUGCGCGGUCCUUCGCCCCCGCCGCCAUCACCCGCAACUUCUCCAACCACUGGGUGUACUGGGUCGGGCCCAUCCUAGGCGCCACGCUGGCCGGCCUGCUCUACGACUUCGUCCUCUGCCCCCGCAUGCGGGGCCUGGCCGAGCGGCUGGCCAUCCUGAAAGGCGAGCAGGUGGCGGAAGGCCAGGCCCCCCCGGAGCCCCCCGGGGAUCCCAUGGAGCUGAAAACGCAGGCGCUAUAAGAGGAGCCCGGGCAGCGCCCCCAGACACGCCGCGCCCCCGGGGCGGGGUCGGAACCAGCGGCAAAGCCUGGCCCAGUAUCCGGACUGUAGUUCUGACUGGCCGGUAGGAAUCACAGCGGAGGGG